Messenger RNA from Cynara cardunculus var. scolymus (artichoke), 2409 nucleotides. Its product is annotated as serine/threonine protein phosphatase 2A 59 kDa regulatory subunit B' gamma isoform-like. The record is from RefSeq and is a predicted model, not a curated record. Gene Ontology annotation, biological process: signal transduction. The transcript is spliced from 2 exons. Bases 477 to 2096 code for a protein of 539 amino acids. Gene Ontology annotation, molecular function: protein phosphatase regulator activity. Lineage: Eukaryota; Viridiplantae; Streptophyta; Magnoliopsida; Asterales; Asteraceae. Gene Ontology annotation, cellular component: protein phosphatase type 2A complex.
AGAAGAAUAAAUUUAGGUUUUCCAAAAUCCUCAUGACACAAAGAAACCCUUUUCCCUUAUUGUUUUAGGGUUUCUUUUUAAUUCCUAAUUCUCUCUCUCCCCCCACAAAUGCAUCACUGUCAUCAAAUUUGUCGUCGUUAAUGCAAUCAGCUUCUGUAUUUGACUCUAUAUUGUUCAUGUUUCGCUUUCAAUCUUUCGGUUAUUUGUAGCUCUCCGUAUGAUGCGAUUGAAGUUGAUGAACCCUAAUUUUGACUCUUGCAAACUUUAGUGUAACCAGCAAUUUGUAUGUGGGUCCAAGGUACGAGCUUUUUUCUGAUUUAGGGUUUUUAAAUUUCAACCCUCCAUGGCUUAUCUUUCGUUAUUUUUGAGAUUUUAGAAAUGUGUGUGGUUUGGGAUAUCUCGAGGUUAAAACAUUGAUUGUUUCGGAUAUAAAGGGGUUGACGAUUUGGGGGUUUUGGUGGUUUAUUUUGGUGGAUAUGAUUAAGCAAAUACUGAAUAAGCUUCCCAGAAAGCCAUCUUCGAAAUCCUCCCAAAAUGAUGGGGGGAAGAAUGAUAUGGCUUUUCCUUCGAUGAAUUCGGGUGUUAAUAAUAGUUCUAAGACCACUGGUUCAUCGGGUAAGGGUUCGAAUCCAGCCAUUAAUGGAAGUUAUGCUCCAAAUGUUAAGUCAAACCAAGGGAAGAAGUCAGGUCCUCUUGGGUCAACCCAAGUGAGCCAUGGACCGAAUCAUGCUGUUUAUGAAGCAUUGCCGAGUUUUCGGGAUGUACCGAGCUCAGAAAAGCACAAUCUUUUCAUCAGGAAGUUGAAUAUGUGUUGUGUGGUGUUUGAUUUUAGUGAUCCUUCUAAGAAUUUGAAAGAAAAGGAUGUUAAGAGACAGACUUUGCUUGAGCUUGUUGAUUAUGUAUCCUCGGUUUCUUCGAAAUUCAACGAGGUCACAAUGCAGGAGAUCACAAAAAUGAUCGGUUCGAAUCUUUUUCGGUCUUUGCCUUCGUCGAUUCAUGAUAACAAACUGCCGGAUGUUUUUGAUCCGGAGGAUGAUGAACCAAGUAUGGAACCCUCAUGGCCUCAUCUUCAAAUUGUGUAUGAAUUUCUUCUCAGGUUUGUGGCUUCAUCGGAGACGGACGCUAAGCUUGCUAAACGAUACAUCGAUCAUUCCUUUGUGUUGAGAUUGCUUGAUCUUUUUGAUUCCGAAGACCAAAGGGAAAGAGAAUAUUUGAAGACAAUCCUUCACCGGAUCUAUGGAAAGUUCAUGGUGCAUCGGCCGUUCAUUAGGAAAGCCAUCAACAAUAUCUUUUACCGUUUUAUAUUCGAGACAGAAAAGCAUAAUGGGGUUGCUGAAUUGCUUGAAAUAUUGGGUAGCAUAAUUAACGGGUUUGCGUUGCCUUUGAAAGAAGAGCACAAGCUUUUUCUUAUGCGCACGUUGGUUCCUCUUCACAAACCCAAAUGUUUAUCGAUGUAUCAUCAGCAACUCUCAUAUUGCAUCACACAAUUUGUGGAGAAAGACUUCAAGCUGGCUGACACAGUGAUUAGAGGACUAUUGAAGUAUUGGCCAAUAACCAAUAGUUCAAAAGAGGUUAUGUAUCUUAGUGAAUUGGAAGAAGUUCUUGAAUCUACCCAAGCUGCAGAGUUUCAAAAAUGCAUGGUCCCUUUGUUUCGUCAGAUUGGCCGCUGUCUUAACAGUUCACAUUUCCAGGUAGCUGAACGUGCGUUAUUCUUAUGGAAUAACGACCACAUAAGGAAUCUGAUAACUCAAAACCGCAAAGUGAUCCUGCCCAUAAUCUUCCCUGCUUUGGAGAAAAACACACGAGGUCACUGGAACCAAGCCGUUCAAAGCCUGACCCUCAACGUCAGGAAAAUAUUUUCAGAUGCCGAUCAAUCUCUGUUUGACGAGUGCCUCGUCAAAUACCAAGAAGAUGAACUCAAAAAGAAAGAAAACCGCAAAAAGCGCGAAUCUACCUGGAUCCGUCUCGAAAACGUAGCAGCCGCCAAAACCAACGAACCCAUUCUGACCUCAAAGUUCACUUCUGUUGCCAUUGGUGCCACCACCACCACCACCACCACCCCAACACCAUCUUCACUCGCGACUGCAAGUAGCUGAUUACAUUCGUCUACUGAUUUUGUGAUCCGAGUUUGACUUGUUGGUGUGACCCGAUGAAGUAUGGUUCGUUGACGCUGUGGGGCCCGGUUCGUUUGGAGUUGGGAGAAUGAUUUUGGGGAGAAUGGGAAGGGUGAAGAUUGGGAGUUUUGUGGAUAGAAAUGAAGGUGGUAAGUGUUGUUUUUUUGCUUUUGGGUUGUAUUAUCAGCCAUGGAUGUCUUUGUAGCAUAAAAAACCAGUUGAAAAGAGCAAGUGUUUAUUUGGAUUUCUACCCCCAUAAUGUUAUAUUAAUGUAAUGAUGCAAAAAUUUGAUGCU